This is a messenger RNA of Purpureocillium takamizusanense, 1642 nucleotides long. Its product is annotated as putative secondary metabolism biosynthetic enzyme. The coding region runs from base 25 to 1404 and encodes 459 amino acids. The record is from RefSeq and is a predicted model, not a curated record. The transcript is spliced from 2 exons. Lineage: Eukaryota; Fungi; Ascomycota; Sordariomycetes; Hypocreales; Ophiocordycipitaceae.
GUAAGAGCCAAACUUCCAGCACAGAUGUCAGCAUACGUCGACAACUUCAGGUCCGCCAUUGCUUCCGAGCUGGGUCUUGAACCCGGGGCUAUAUUGCCUGAUGUGACAUUCGAAGCACUCGGCCUGGAUCCACUGGCAGCCAUGGAAGUAUUGGAGAUCGUUAAUGAUCUAACCGGCGUCGAGUUUCCAGCGUCUUUGUUCAGGGACUGCAGGUGUCUUUCUGACAUUGGACGAAAGACUUCGAAGAGCGGCACCACCACACGACUCACGCCAGCGUCUGGACCCUCUCCAGUUCAUGUAGCCUAUUCAAGCACCAGUGGCAUUGUGGGGAAAUAUGCGAAAGAGUCUGGGGUCGCUGACUUCUGGACAAACGUAUACCCUUCUCAAAGGCGUCUGGUUCUGGCCUACGUCUCAGAGGCAAUGGCUGCUCUUGGUCAGCCCCUUGCCCAUAUGCCGCCAGGAACUCCACUCUCAAUCCCCAGUGACAUUUUGGCAAAACAUUCGAAGCUUAUGGAAGCCUUGCUCGACAUACUAGUUGACGGAGGUGUCAUGCAACGAGUUGGGACAAGGGUGGUUCGUUCAUCGGUCGUUGUGGAUUUGACGCCAUCAUCGACAAUCUAUGAGCAAAUCGCUCGCGACUUUCCCCAGCACGCAGAUACUCAUCGGUUGCUCAAUAUCACCGGCUCCAAUCUGGCAGGAUGUCUAACGGGCUCCAUGGACCCAAUCAAGCUUCUUUUUGGUUCGAGCCUAGGCCGGGACAUGCUGUUUGAGUUCUACACCAAUGCCCCCAUGUCCAUAGCAGCGUCAAAGCAGCUCUCAGAUUUCUUCAAAAAUGCGUUCAUCAGCAGCCUGGAGCCCAUCGAGAUUCUGGAGAUUGGCGCUGGAUUUGGCGGCACCACCAAGUUUGUGCUCGAUAUGCUCAUCAGUGCUGGGAUUCGCUUCAAAUACACGUUCACGGACAUCUCUUCGUCUUUUUUCAAGACGGCAAAGAAGCGGUAUGCUGAACUGCACUUGUCCGACAGCGCCAUUGAGUACGAAGUACUCGACAUUGAGAAGCCGAUCCCGGACAAAUUUCGAGGCCGAUUCCAUGCCGUCCUUUCCACGAAUUGUAUACAUGCGACGAAGAAUUUGCAAAUCUCGUGCACAAAUGCUCGUCAAUUGCUUCGGACUGGAGGUUUCUUCAGUGUGGUCGAGUUCUCAACGCGCCUGUACUGGCUUGACCUUGUAUUUGGCUUGCUGGAUGGAUGGUGGCUUUUCAACGACGGACGCAAUCAUUGCAUUGCAGAGGAGUCUUUCUGGAUGAAAAGCAUGCAUGCAGCGGGAUUCCAGGAUGUCAUUUGGACGAAAACUUUGGUGGACGGAAAGCGACCUAACCCUCAAGUCAUCGUUGCUACCACAGAGUAGUCUGGAGGUUGCAACCUUCUGCAAUGAGAGUUGAACUCUCAGACAUUUUCCCCAACCGAUAGAUCGACGUUGCUAAGGCUUUGAUUGAAGACAAUCGUUGACCUCUCCACUGCACACAACGCAGGGCAUAUCCUGCCUGAUCACAGCAACCCGCCUCGUGGAAUUGGGCCCUUGUUGGGGCUGACUUAGCCCAGCGCAGAUUUUCGUGAUCUUGCUGAACCUGACGAGGAAAGUUCCG